CUUGAGAAGAAAGAAAGGAGUGAUCGAUCAGUAGAAAGCUCCAUUUCAAUUGACUCUCUCGAAGGUACUCCUCCUGUGCAGGUGAUAGAGCCACUGUUAAGCUUCAACUGAGAGCUUCGCAUUACCCGAUCAUGGGCACGGUUGAAGUUCUCGUGGCACAAAUCCAAGGGCUGUCCAGCACCGCCGGCGAUAUCUCACGCCUCCAUACUAUUCUCAAGCAAUCAGAAGAACUGCUUCACUCCGACACCGCUUGUUUACCUUCUGCAUUGGCUCAACUUGAUGCUUCAAAACAUUCUUUAGGAUAUCUCUACAUUCUAGAGGCAUACACAUCCGUUCCAAUUUCACAAGAGCAAUACAGUUCAACUGCUCUGACUAUUUCAAGAUUUCUCUCUUCUUGCAACCCGGAGCAGAUUCGUUUAGCACCUGAAAAAUUCGUCUCAGUUUGCAAGAGGUUGAAAGAUCAAGUUGUCCUACUUGAAGCUCCAAUUAGAGGGGUGGCUCCGCUUCUUACUGCUAUUAGAAAACUCCAGAUCUCUUCAGAACAUUUAACCACUAUACAUCCGGAGUUCCUCCUUCUUUGCUUAUUAGCCAAGUGCUACAAAACUGGCAGAUCUAUAUUGGAUAAUGAUAUUCUUGAGGUUGAUCAACCAAGGGACCUGUUUCUUUAUUGUUAUUACGGGGGGAUGAUUUGCAUAGGACUAAAGCUAUUUCCUAAAGCGCUUGAGCUUCUUCAUAAUGCUGUAACUUCUCCAAUGUCAUCAAUGAAUGCUAUAGCUGUUGAAGCAUAUAAAAAGUACAUUUUGCUCUCCCUCAUUUACAAUGGACAAUUUUCGAUUAGUCUCCCGAAGUACACUUCUUCAGUAGCACAGAGAAAUUUGAAAAUUUUCUGUCAGCCCUACAUUGAACUGGCGAAUAGUUAUAGCACGGGAAACGUUGACGAAUUAGACACUGUUUUUCAAACAAACAGGGAGAAAUUUGAAAAUGACAACAAUCUUGGACUCGUGAAGCAGGCUGUAUCUUCUCUGUAUAAACGCAACAUUCAGAGAUUGACGCAGACGUACUUGACCCUCUCUCUUCAAGAUAUAGCCAAUUCUGUUAAACUCAACAGCCCUAAGGAAGCUGAAAUGCAUGUGCUACGAAUGAUCCAGGACGGUGAGAUUUUUGCAACAAUUAAUCAAAAGGAUGGAAUGGUCAGCUUUCUAGAGGAUUCUGAACAGUACAAAUCCUGCAAGAUGGUUGAGCAUAUUGACUCGUCGAUCCAGAGGUAUGAUGUUUGUGAUUGAUUGAUUGUGGGAUGUU
Cucurbita pepo subsp. pepo (vegetable marrow) is the source of this 1299-nucleotide messenger RNA. NCBI's taxonomy places the organism in Eukaryota, Viridiplantae, Streptophyta, Magnoliopsida, Cucurbitales, Cucurbitaceae. The record is from RefSeq and is a predicted model, not a curated record.